Danio aesculapii is the source of this 7369-nucleotide messenger RNA. It is a transcript of the gene abhd3, whose product is annotated as abhydrolase domain containing 3, phospholipase. Gene Ontology annotation, biological process: medium-chain fatty acid biosynthetic process; phosphatidylcholine metabolic process; medium-chain fatty acid catabolic process. The record is from RefSeq and is a predicted model, not a curated record. Lineage: Eukaryota; Metazoa; Chordata; Actinopteri; Cypriniformes; Danionidae. Gene Ontology annotation, molecular function: glycerophospholipid phospholipase A1 activity; monoacylglycerol lipase activity; acetylesterase activity.
UUGAGUUGCUCCGCAGAGCGCCACCCCACCUGCCCGUGUCUGAACUCCUGUCUCCGUUCACCUUUGCAUUUGGACGCGCAUCCUUACAUCCAGCGGCAGCCCGAGCGUCUCAGUAUCUGAACCGUGGGUUUUAAAGGGCAAUGAUCUCACUGGAGCUAUUUCAAUUAUUUACGAGUGACCUUUCACUUUACCUCAAAAACCAAGUUAAAGUCGGACUAUUCGGCUCUGGGGUUGGACUAUCGGUAGUUCUCGGGUUCAGCGCCGCUUAUGCCUGCUACUACCUGAUCUCUGUGGCCAAGAAACCUCUACUGAUAGCUGGAGGAAAUAAGUUUCAUCAGUUCCUGAGGGACCAAUGCCCCGUGGUUUCAGAGACAUACUACCCCACUUUCUGGUGCUGGGAGAGCAGAGUUCAAACACUGCUCAGACCCUUUGUGACUGCAAAACCCUGGGUCAACUACAGAAAUGAGCUCAUUAGAGCACCAGAUGGAGGCCAGAUCUCUCUGGAUUGGUUUGACAAUGAUGACAGUGUGUCCCACCCGGACCAGUCAACGCGACCCACUGUGCUGCUCCUCCCAGGACUCACAGGCACCAGCCGCGAAUCCUACAUUCUGCAUAUGGUACAGCAGAGCCGGGAUCUAGGAUACAGAUGUGUGGUGUUCAAUAACAGAGGCGUAUCGGGUGAAAAGUUAUUGACUCCAAGGACGUAUUGUGCAGCCAACACAGAGGAUCUGGAAGUGGUCAUUGAGCAUGUCCAGCGGACCAUUAACAAAGCUCCGCUCAUGGCGGCUGGGGUUUCUAUGGGCGGGAUGAUGUUGGCGAACUACCUGGGUCGUAAAGGCUCUGAAGUACGCUUGAAGGGUGUGGUGGUUUUCUCAGCAGGCUGGGAUGUGUUUGAAUGCACAGCAUCACUGGAGAAACCCCUGGACAGAUUCCUCUUCAACUCUUACCUCACCAGCUGCCUGCAGGCGUCCGUGGACCGUCACAGAACCAUUCUUGAAAAGAAGUACGACAUAGACCAUGUGAUGAAGGCUAAAACUAUACGAGAGUUUGAUGAACGUUUCACAUCCAUCAUGUUUGGUUAUCCAUCCAAUGAUGACUAUUAUAGAGACGCGAGCCCGAUUCACAAGAUCAAGUCUGUGCAGGUGCCAAUGCUGUGCCUCAACGCAGCUGAUGAUGUCUUUUCCCCCAAUCACGCUAUUCCAGUGGAGGCUGUGAAGCAGAACCCCAAUGUGGCCCUCCUCAUCACCUGUCACGGCGGCCAUAUUGGCUUCCUGGAGGGUCUAUGGCCUCGGCAGAGCACCUACAUGGACCGCGUUUUUCGUCAGUUCACCAAAGCUGUGUUUGAGAACGGCAACGGUCUUGAUGAUCUCUACUGACCCUCUCUUCCCAUUCCCUCAACAGAACAGCCGUGAGCAAAAAAAAAAAAGAUCUGUAUUCAUUUCCAAAAUGACAGGCACAGGUUCACUUGAAGGCCAGAAUUGUUAAUUUAGUCUAGUCAUAUAUUUAUUGAAUUAUUUUAGUAGUGUUUUAACUCUUUGAUUUUCAUUCAUGGAACAGAAAUGAUUCUUUGACUUGCACAUUCGUUCAUCCGUCCAUUGGUGCACUUAUUUGUUUCUAAAAUGCAUUCAUCUGUGACUUGCAUGUGUGUGUAUGACUCUCUUAAUUAUGUACUUUUAUAUAUGCUUUAACUAUUAAGGGCAUGAUGAACCAUCCAACCAACUGAAGCACUUAUUUAGGUGACAUUACUCAACAUUAUGUGGAGAAGUGUACUAAAUCAAAAUGAAACUAAAUCAAAUCAGCACUAAAGCAAAAUAAAAAAUAGAAUAUAUGGCUAUAUAUAAGAAAAUGAAGAGUAAUUUAGAAUAACUUCAUUACUGUAAUGCGAAAUAGUCUCAUUCAAGUUUCACAAUGCCGUACUAAAUAUCAUUAUUUGUGGACAUAUUUAUGAAAUAUGGGUGACAUGGUGGCUCAGUGGUUAGCACUGUUACCUCACACCAAGAAGGUCCCGACUGAGUCAGUUGGCAUCUCUGUGUGGAGUUUGCAUGUUCUCCCCGUGUUCGCAUGGAUUUCCUCCACAGGCCAAAGACAUGUGGUAUAGGUGAAUGGAAUAAACUAAAUUGGCCCUAGUGUAUGUGUAUGAAUGAGGGUGUAUGGAUGUUUCCCAGUAGUGGGUUGCAGCUGGAAGGGCUUCCGCUGUGUAUGAACAUAUUUGAGUUUCUUGUGCUCAACACAAAAUUAAAAUAUUUUGAUGAAUGUUUGGUAACCGGGAGCCAUUUUCUUUCAUAGUAUUAUGAAAGUUAAUGGCUACUAGUUACCAACAUUCUUCAAAACAUUAUCUUUUGCAUUUAACUGAAAAAGAAACCCCUUGAGGGUGAAUAAAUGGUUGAUUUUUGGGUGAACUAUUCUUUAAAAUAAUAUAAACAAAAUAUUAUCAGGGUGGCAUGGUGGCUCAGUGGUUAGCACUGUCGCCUCACAGCAAGAAGUUUGCUGGUUUGAGCCCCGGCUGGACAAGUUGGCAUUUCUGUGUGGAGUUUGCAUGUUCUCCCUAUGUUCGUGUGGGUUUUCUCCAGUUUGGUUCACAGUCCAAAGACAUGUGCUAUAGGUGAAUUGAAUAAGCUAAAUUGGCCGUAGUGUGUGUGUGAAAGAGUGUGUAUGGGUGUUUCCCAUUGUUGGGUUGCAUCUGAAAGGGCAUCCGCUGCGUAAAACAUAUGCUGGAUAAGUUGGCAGUUCAUUCCGUUGUGGCGACCCCUGAUUAAUAAAGGGAUUAAGCCAAAAAGAAAAUGAAUGAAUGAAUAAUUGGCCAUAGUGUAUGUGUGUGAAUGCGAGAUUGUAUGGGUGUUUCCCAGUACUGAGUUGUGGCUGGAAGGGCAUCCGCUGCGUAAAACAUAUGCUGGAUAAUUUGGCAGUUUAUUCCGCUGUGGCGAUCUCUGAUAAAUGAAAGGACUAAGCCGAAGGAAAAUGAAUGAAUAAAUGAAUGAAUGAAUGAAUGAAUGAAAAUAAUAUUAGUGAAACCAUUAAAAUUCAUUAUGAAAACAUUUCUGGUUUUUCAGGUUGGUAAAUAAAUCUUUUAGGCCAUUUAGUUUUUAAAACAUGCAACUCUCAAGGAACAGAUUUUCUCAGAAAAUAUAUGAGAGCUUCUUUUAUUGUCAUUAAAUAAUGAAAAAAGAAAAAAGAAAACAGCUCGAAACCUUAUUAAAUAGAUUUAGUCAAAUUGCACUAUAUCAAAUUGUGAUUGUAGCCGUGAAGGUCAAGGGCAUUUGUGCAGUUGUUUUUCUAAUUAUAAAAAAGGAUUUCACCUAAACUCUUCAAAAAAAUUUACUAAUAAUGAUCCAUGAUGCAGUGAAGCAAGGAGGUCACAUUCCAGCUCCACUUUUACCUUCUUAUGUAAACAUAAAAGAUUAAUUCAGUGUUUACCAUACCAUGUUUGACAUCCAGCAUGUCAAUGACCAUUUAUCCCUAGCAGCUGAUUUGCUGCACCAAGGCCUUAUCAGUUCGGUCCAUUCUAGUGUUAAAAAGGAAGCUUUAUGUAUUAUUAUCCUUAUUUUCACCAUGUAUCUUACAUGUCAGUAGUUUUGUAGCCCUCAGAACUGACCCCAAUUUUUCUCUAUGUUAGUUUGUUUUUAAGACAAGAAAAGAUUGUAUUCACCAUAUCGUAGUUUCCAUAAGAAUGUACCACAUGCACUUUGUUUCUCAUUCAUUACAUUAAUGUUGACACUGACUACUUUGUAAACUGUAAAUGAAUCAUUUUGACUUGGAAUGUGAAAUUUGUUGUUGAUGGCAUUAAACCUGUGGAGCCCUACAAGUAAAGUGUGUUAUAUUGGACUUAACAAAAGUGGCUUCAAGGAUUCUGUGAAUGUGAAAAUGACUUGAGCUACUGUUUGUCUGAACAUUGUAAAAUAUGUUAUAUGCUUUUAAUAUAUGCUUUAAAUUCACUUAAGCUCAAAAUGCUUUAUAUAUUAAUGCUCCAAUGAAUUCUUAAAGGGAUAGUUCACCCAGAACUGAACAUUUACAAUGUACCUCGACUUUUUUUCUACAGUAGAAUAUCGAAGAUAAUUUUAUCUGAAACUCUUGUCUUUGGUAAUUCAUAGACUGUCAGUCAAUGAGUACCAUCGGCACUUUAAGAAUCAAAAAUGUAUAUGCAGGAUAUUUAUUUUGUGACAUCACCCAGCAGACACACAACAUCAUUUAAUGUAGAUAUUUGGUUAUCUUUAGGUUGAAUUAACUAACCAAAAUCCAAUGUCAUCUUAACAUCAUAAUGUGACGUCCAUACAACGUCAGAGUCUAACAUCAGUAAACAUUGACCUUUGGUUGUUUUUAGGUUGUUGAAUUAACCAACCAAAGUCCAAUGUCAUCUUAACGUCAUAAUGUGACGUCCAUACAACAUCAAAGUCUAACAUCAGACACUGAUCUUUGGUUUAAAUUUGUGGCAUUAACUAACCAAAAUCCAACAUCAUGUUAACGUCAUAAUGUGACUUCCAUGCAACGUCAAAUUGUAACAUCAGUAGACCAUGAUCAUUGGUUGGUUUUAGGUUGUGGAAUUAACCAACCAUAGUCAAACCUCAUCUUAACGUCAUAAUGUAAUGUCCAUACAACGUCAAAAUGUUACAUCAGUAGACAUUGAUCAUUGGUUGGUUUUAGGUUGUGAAAUUAACCAACCAAAGUCCAACGUCACCUUAAUGUCAUAAUGUGACGUCCAUACAACGUCAGAGUCAAACAUCAGUAGACACUGAUCUUUGGUUGGUUUAAAUUUGUGGCAUUAACUAACCAAAAUUCAACAUCAUAUUAACAUCAUAAUGUGACGUCUAUAGAACAUCAAAAUGUAACAUCAGUAGAGAUUGAUCUUUGGUUGGUUUUAGGUUGUGAAAUUAACCAACCAUAGUCCAAUGUCAUGUUAACAUAAUGUAACGUCCAUACAAUGUCAAAAUGUAACAAUGGUAGACAUUAAUCAUUUGUUGGUUUGAAGUUGUGGACUUAACCAACCAAAGUCCAAUGUCAUCUUAACGUCAUAAUGUAAUGUCCAUACAACGUCAAAGUGUAACAUCAGUAGACAUUGAUAUUUGGUUGGUUUUAGGUUGUGGAAUUAACCAACCAAAAUCUAACGGCCCAACAACGUUGGGGUGCAACGUCAGUCUAACGUCCUGUGCCUGCAGGCUACACUGAGGUCUUAAAAUGUGAACCAAUCACUCUAUGUGAGAAAGUGAACAUUAGCCAUGUUUCAUGUGCAAAACUAGAAUAUUGCAUAAACAUUUGCAAAAAAAGCACUAUUUCCACCCAAAGAGGCAAAUACAACAAAACGGUCACUUCCUGAUAAACUGUCGCCAAAUAUAAAAAAAAGGAGGCAUACAAUAAGUUACUUGUACCUUAAAAGACAUGGACAAAAUGCAAUGAAUGAAAUCCUAAUUGCUUUUUGGAGGCUCGAGACCACUCUUUAGAAGUGUAGACGCUCAAAACAGUUCUACUAGUUAAUAAUACUGAACCACUUUGAUGACAGCGUGGCUAAAAAGGCAUUUUAGAAUGACCAAAACAACAUUUCAGAUAUCGGGCAAUGUGCUUUGACCACUCGUUUGUCCAUAAUGCCAUUCCAUUGUACCCCAGUUUCAACAGAAAAGCUUUUUUAUGAUGAUGAUAUGAUCUUUCAAAACAAAAUCACAUUACUUUUUUUGCGCAUGCUGAAAUUUAUUGGGUAAAUGUGUUUGCAUUGUACUUAAUGCACAUUUUUAUUAUGGAAUAAAAAGUUUAUCGUACUCAUUUUCAAAAUUUAGGAGCAUCUUUGCAUUUCCAUUAAGAUUAUUGCACAUAAAUAUAUGUGUAUGGAAGCAUAGCGAUCGUUAACCUUAUUAUAUCAUACAUCAUUUGCCAGGUUUCCAUCAUAACGAGAAGCAAAUCUUUUUAAAGUUUUAAAACAAACAACAAAAACAAAACAAAUAUAAAUGAAGUGUAAGUUGUUAGAGUGGAUGAAUGUAGUAUUGGUAACCUAGUAACCAACAGCAAACAACGAAAGCAUAACAGAGACAGCCGAUUAGUCACGUGAGUUUAAUAUUCGUUACAUCAGCAUUUAUUCAGCAACCCAUCUGGCACAUGACGUCAACAUGACGUCAGAUUGACGUUGUACCCCAACAUCGUAGGAUGUUGCAUUCUGUUUGAAAAUGAAAAUAAGUUUGAUGUCAGAACCCAACGUCAGGUCGACGACAAUGUCCAUUGUCGGACAGACGUUACAUUUUGGUUCACAACGCAACCUAAAAACAACCAAAUAUCAGAGUCUAAUGAUGUUACAGCUUGACGUUGUGUGGACGUUACCAAUAUUACGUCUGUUAGACAGGAUUUUGGAUGCUUGACGAAUAAAUGUCAGUAUUUGAAAUCAAUAUGCUGUUGGAUUAAGAUGUUGGCUCGACGUUUGAUUUUGGUUUUUUCCAACACAACCUAAAAUAUUAACGUCAUUUCACAUCGUUAUUGGACAUCAAAAUAUCAUUGUCCUUAGACACUGGCAACCUUAAUCUAACCUAAUAUGAACUUCUGAUGUUGUUUGUCUGCUGGGAAAUGUGUUUCCGUCUCUUAUUAUUCGCGUUAACCUUUUUACACAUAAGUUUAAAACCACAUCAAGCAAGCGUAAAAACUUUUUUGUCUGUGUGAAUUAGGUGAUUUUUAUGCAAAGUUUUGUUGUUUUUUGUUUGUUUUUGACUUUUAAAUACUGGUAGCCACACCCCAGACCACAGUUGGGGCCAAUGCUACAAAGUCCCCUACUAACCUAAAUAUUUUUUGAGUUUCGAUUGAACUAUCUCUUUAAAUUUGGCUAUAUUAAAAAGAAAACAAGAGAGAAAAAAAAUCUUGAGCAGCCAUUAUUUAUGUGAGAAGGUCAGGAAGAGUUCAAAACAAAAUAAAAGAUGUAUGUGUGUCAUUGUGAUUUGACGAGAAAGCUGUAAAUAACUAUGCCCAAAUAUAACUCUACAUUUUCACGGAAGAAUGACAAGACGUCCCGAACUAAACCCUAUUGAAACGACCAUGGGUUGUAUAUUGACCAUUGUCUGAUUUUUCUUAUGGUGCUGCUUCAUAUUGCUGCUGUUGUGGACUUUUAAAAAAUGCUAUCCUCUCUGCUUACCGUCCAUCUUGUUUCCGAGUAGCAUGUGUCACUGUUCUAAGUGUCUUGAGUAACUGUACAACCAUGCAUCGCAUAAACCUGUAGCACAACGGACGUUUUUUUCCCUCCCCAUGAAGAUGUCUUUCCUUUUAUAGAUUUAUAAAAGGAUUGCGUAUUUAACAUGUGCAGCAAUAAGAUUUUAAUACAAGAUCUAUGUCUCUGUAGAAUAAAUAUAUGCACAUGUACUUGUAUGGAUUAUGAGUGCAUUUGUGGUCUUAAAUAAAUUAUGGAAUU